UUAGUCGGUUAAGUUGCGUCUCAACCUCCGUAUUGGAAGGUUGUGUUUACUUUUGUAAUCUCUUUUUUUGGUUUUUGUGAUUCAACAGAUUGCAUGUAAAAUCUUUUGUGUUGUUGUAUUGUUAAAAAAGUAAUGUUAUUGUCAGUCUGUAAACGACAUCCGUGAUGGAUUUAGUGUGUUGUCAAGUGUUUUGUGCUAUUGGAAAAAAGUUUUGAAGAUAAAUCAUCUCUCCGAGACCGUGUCCAAACUGUACCAAUCGUCGUUUGUCGUCUUUGUUUUGUUUAUCGGCAUAUAUAAUUCCGGAGUUUUUUCACAUUACGCUACAAUUUUUCAAGACAUGCAAGUUGGAAAUUUCCAGUGAACACAUUUACGAAAUAGGCAAAAUUCCAAUUGAGAUGACAAUUUAAUUACAAGACAAGUGGAAUGACGACUGCUACCAGUGGAGGAGGUGGUGCCAGUGGAGGUGGCGUUGGCGGUGCACUAAGUCUCAUGGGAUGCGUUCGUGAAGCGUCCCCCACUCCAGUUGAUCAGCAUCCGCUGCGACUUAGAAAUUUCCAGCACAGCGUUGACGCAUUACCAAAAGAACCAAAGAAGAGACGAUUUCAUCCUUUGCGAGGACUACGAAGGAUAUUUAGGAGAAAAAGCCGUGGAGCGGCGGAUUCUCGUCUCACUUCCGGCCUAACUGAUGGUGAUUUACUGGCUCGCGAUCGUGAGGAAGUCACUUUGCGACAUCCUGGAGGGCGAACAGAAGAAGCACGUAGUCGAAGUGCUAGUGAACUUCUCACGGAUUCCUGCGACAGAGAAAGUAUAGAACAAAUUGGCUGGCCAGAUAAAUACGGAAUAGUCUUGUCAUUGAAGUCUGAGAAUACUUUCAAACAUGUCUUUCUCAGAAGAAAUGGUGAGGAUGAUUCCUUCACGAAAUUUCGAGGAGGAGCCGGACAACUUUCAGUUUCGCAUGACAGUGUUUUUCCUGGAGAAGUGCCUCACACUCGUCCCCUAUCUCUCGAAUCUCUUACAACCCUUGAGCGAAGGCAAUCUAAUACUGGAGACGAGGCAGAGCACAACCGAGAGUACAAGUCACAUGUGGCCCAAAGGCAAAGGAUAUCGUUGAGGGUGCUGGAGCAAAUAAAGACAGUCAUAGAGAACCGGAACCAUCAAGCCUCUACGACCUCCACGGAUUCCCCCCAAAAUCGCUUUGGAAGUUACGAAAUUCAGGAAAAGUCAGAGGAUUCGCAAACACGAGUAACAAGAACGAUAAAAGAUUCCACUGAACGAAUUGCCUCGACGCAAAAGGAGGAUUUACCACAACUGGAGACUGCUAGUUUGAAUCACACGGCCGCUCAUCACAGGAUAUCGGUCCGACCGAAGAACAGAAGACCGCCGAAGAGAAAUGCCGUUCAAAAUGGCAUCAUCUCGAGCAAUAUUCCGCCGACGAUAAACGAGAGUUCGGACACCCUCGACAGUCUUGAGCUGAUUAGCAGUGGAGUCAGUAGUAGUAAUGCCAGUUCGCCAGUUGAAUCGAAAAAUGUUUCAAUUUUAAGGAAAUCCUCGAGUAGACUCUCGAGGAAUUCCGACAUCUUCGAGGAAUUGGAGGCCAAACUCCCCAGGAAGCCCAGCAGUGUCAUUUCUCUUUCACCCGAUAGUUUAGACUCAACACCUUCACGGACUUUCAAUGACACCACCGGCGUCGACAGCGAGGAUCAUUCCCCAGAAAAUCGAUCUAUCACGAGAAGGCCUUCUAAUCGAACUUCGAAAGGUUCGGACAUUUUGGAGAAGAUGGAAAUUAAAUUACCACGGCGAAGAUCGUCUUCAAAUCGACUCUCCAAGUCUCCUGACAGUCUCGAAAAUUCGUUACCAUGGUUCUCCAAAUCGACGGAGGGUUUCGACAAACUCGUCGAGAAUGAGGAGACGAAACAAAAAUCGUCGACGAGACGAUUUUUGAAUCCAAUUUCAAAGAGCAUCGAUCGAGUCUCAAAAUCUUCGGACAGUUUGGAAGUCAUCGACGCUCUCACUAGUGACGAUUCUAUCGAACGUCGUCGCAGUAGCUUUGAUUUCAGACCACGCAGGUCCGCGGCGAAAGUGAUGUCUAAGUCAACCGAGAACUUCGAGGCACUCGGUCAUCAUCAAAAGUCCGAGGAAAUAGUUUCACUACAGAAAAGAUGUAGCGCUUCGGAUAUAAAUCUCUCGCGGGACAGGAGAACGCGUUGCAAACUAUUUUCCGAAUCCACGGAUAGUUUUGAUAGACUCGAAGCUGUGGAAACGAAACCAAUGGAUGUUGACGUGGAAUUUAAAAAGAACUUUUGGCGUUCGUCGGAAAGUUCCGAUAAUCCUGAACUCGACGAAAUACCAGAAAGUCGACGAGUGAGAAGACCACCCAAGAGAAUUCCAAGUAAAAAUCUCGUCGAUUCAUCGCCAAUCAUUGCACAAUGCGAAGAGAGACGACCAACUCCUGUUCCAAAGCCAAGACUUCAAAAGUCAUCGGAAAGUUCGGAACUUGGAAGCACUGAUACUCUCGGUUCCGAUAGAAGAAAUAAAUCCUCCGACAGUACAGAGACUCUCGAUAGUUUAGAAAAGGAUCUCGAACAAGAUAGAAGGGAGAAUGAAAUCAUGGAUAAUGCCACUGACCGGGGGGAUAAAUCCGACCCAUUGUUUGACAGUACGUCGACGGAGGAAUCGGCGAACGCCGAUGGUAAUGAAGAAAAUAAUUCUGUGAUCUCUAAUGACAAAUCAUAUUGGAGACAAUCGUCUGAAUCAAAGGAAAAUCUCGACAUACAUCAAUUAUUGGCUAUCACGAUAGUGACACAAAUGGCAAGUGAUAAUGGCAACAAUCAACGUGGAACUAAUGUAUUUUUGAAGAAAAAUCAAACCUCACCUCCAACGUCACCACUAGUGAAACCUGAAGAUAACAAAAUGCUCUUUAACAAUUUACUAUCGAAUAAAAAUGACGAGGACUUACAGAAUAUGCUUAAUGGAAACAUAUCGGAGGUGUCAACCGAUACCAAGAGCUUUAAAGAGAAAUUGAUUAUGUUCGAGAGACUUGGCAAAUAAAAAAAAAUCCUUUUUUUUUGAAAAUUACUCCAAACUUUUUUAAGAAAAAAGUGAUAUAUAAAUUUUUGUUGUUGGAAUAAAUUUCCCUAAAAAAAAAAUUAUUUCGAGAGAAAGAAAAUCAAAAAACCUUGUCAAGAGGUUUGCAAAUUAUAUUAAUCUAACGUUGGUGAAAUUUACAACGAUUAUAAUCAACAAAAAUAGAAGAAAAAAUAUUUGUCUAUUACAAUUUUUCUCCUAAGAAAAUUUUCCCAAUGAUUCUUCAUCGACUUAAAAGAAAACUUAAAGGAAAUCCCCCCCCCCCACAAAAAAAUGCAAAAAAAAGUAAAAAACACUUACAAAAAAAUAUAAAAAUAAUUCUGAACAAAAAAUACCUUUUUUUGUCUAAAAACUAUUUUUUUUCUUCCAAUCGUUGAUAAUAAACGUUCGAAAUUUCACCCACAAAACAAAGUCAAAAUUGAAAAAAUAAUUAUAUUUGUGCAGAGCACAAUUGUUUAUUGUUAUAGAGAAAAUUUUUUAAAAUUCUAUUUGUAGUUUCGAUUGCAGAAUUCGUAUAUGUGUACAAUAUUUAUAUAAUUUAUUAAUUUCAAAUUGUUUUUUUUUACAAAAUAGUUGCUUUGAUUAAUAUGCAUUUAAAGAGAAUUGAUAAUAUUUAAAUUUUGUCUCCGUUUUUAUAUAUUUUUGUCAAAAAAAAAAGAAAAAAAAUUUACAAGGAAAGAAAAUCUAACUGUUGCUUUAUUAUUGUACUGUGUAUUGAUAAAUUAAAAGAAAAACAGUGAGUGAAUUUACAACGUUCAUGACAGUAAAAUAUUAAAACGACUUAUGCUUGUCAUAGAAUUUAGAACAUGAUUACAACACAAGUUAUUGUUGUACAGUAGCAUAUAUAAAUAUCAUAAUUGUAAAUAAAGUAAAUGCCCAAAAAUCAAA
Leptopilina heterotoma is the source of this 3972-nucleotide messenger RNA. Its product is annotated as dentin sialophosphoprotein-like. The record is from RefSeq and is a predicted model, not a curated record. Lineage: Eukaryota; Metazoa; Arthropoda; Insecta; Hymenoptera; Figitidae. Bases 424 to 3048 code for a protein of 874 amino acids. The transcript has 15 exons.